AUGAAGCCAGCCAUCAAGACGACGGCGGCCGCCAGGGAAGACGACGCCGCCUGCAGCACGACCUCGCCGUCGCCGGCGGUGGCGGACAAGGGCCACUGCGCGGUGUACACGGCCGACGGGAGGCGGUUCGAGGUGCCGCUGGCGUACCUCGGCACGAAGGUGUUCGUGGAGCUCCUGAGGAUGUCGCAGGAGGAGUUCGGGUUCGCGAGCGAGGGGAGGAUCACGCUGCCAUGUGACGCGUCCGUGGUGGAGUACGUGAUGUGCUUGCUGAGGAGAAGCGCGUCGGAGGAGGUCGAGAGGGCGUUCCUGAGCUCUGUGGCGACGAUGAUGCAGUGCCAAAAUUCAGGCUGCACGAUGCCGCCUGUGGCGCUGCACCGUCAGUUUGCAGUUUGCACCUAGUUCAUGAAUCCUGAAUAUGUUCAGAGUUUUGCACUUCGUGUUCUACAUUUUUGCAUGUCUUUGUGCAAUCUCAUGUAAAGAUAGUUCAGUACAGGAGAAUGGAAAAUGAAAUGCUAAUUGAGUACCAGCAUUCGAUUGCAAAUUUUCAGUACACUUAGCUUUUGUUUUUUUGAGGGCGAAUACAGUUAACUAUGAACUGUAAGAUCGUUCAGACUCCAGACUAUAUGCCAGGAUCAGGAAUUGAAGUGAUUUACAUUAAU
Molecule: messenger RNA, 659 nt
Organism: Oryza brachyantha (malo sina)
Lineage: Eukaryota; Viridiplantae; Streptophyta; Magnoliopsida; Poales; Poaceae
Product: auxin-responsive protein SAUR36-like
Exons: 2
Coding region: 1-399 (132 amino acids)
Biological process (GO): response to auxin
Source: RefSeq, a predicted model, not a curated record